CAGAAGAGCUGACCAGCACCGUACCAUGCUAGUUAAAAACUAAAUGUAAACUUAUCGGUAACGGUGUCAUUUGCGGAUAAGUAUAAACUUACCGUUAGAUUAUCAUUUCGUAAAUUCUCCUCUAUCACACUGUGGAAUGUCGUAACAGAGUCGGUGCGGUCAGGUGUGUUUCGACCUUAAUACGUGGAAUUCGAGGAUUUUGUGAAUCUGUGCUGGCAGUACUAUAAAUAAUUCAUAAAUUUUUUCCCGUACAAUUCGCGCGAACAGCUUAUAAUUGGCAGUGAGCAGCAUUAACAAGGUUCAUUGGAAUACAUUUUUAAAGGUAAUGCGUACCAUUAACUCAACUCUUAGCAAUUAAAUCCUCGAUUAUACGACUCUUAUGCAACUUCGGGAGAAUCGGAGUAAAAACAGAAAUACCCAGAAGCAAGACGAGACACUCGAGACAUCAAUUUUAUUCCAACAACCAGCCGCGUGAAGUAAACAAUUUAAAACAUUAAACAACAACACGAAUGACUAUCACGUCGAGCUAUUUUCUUUUAUCGAUAACCGGAGGAUUCUCCCUAGCGAAGCGUAAACGCGUCGUAUAAAUCAGAAUCCGCGGCCCAGACAAGUUUAGUCCAAUCCACGAUGAUCGUCAAAGACGGCCCGGAAAACCCCGCAGGCGGAUGGAACGCCAUGAAAACCAUCAAGAAAAUUCGAGAAACACUCACCGUAGAACCGCUGGUAGGCGUCUACCAAUUCGCCAUAUCCCUAUCCAAACCGGCAUUGGACAACUUGGAGCUGGAGAAGACCUGUCGCGUGAAUUUAGGCUACAACGACACCAUCUGCAAUGCAAUCCUCGCAGGAGACCACAGGAGGUAUUCCGAUGAAAACAACAACAUCCAGGUGACGAUAAGCAAACUCCAUUCGUGGCAACAGCCAAUCCAGAGCUUCAUGCCGCUGGUCCUGAUCCUGUUCCUGGGCUCGUACAGCGACAGGCACAAGCUGCGCAAGCCGUUCUUCGUGAUACCGCUGAUGGGCGAUUUGCUCGGCAACGUGGGGUGCGUGCUGUGCGCGUGGAACAUGAGAUCCUGGCCGGUGGAAGUUCAGGGCGUCUUCCAGAAGAUAGUGCCCUCGUUGUUCGGCACGCAGAGCUUGCUGACGGUGGCGACGACGGCGUACGUCGCCGAUAUAAGCAGCGUGGAGUCGAGGACGUUCCGGAUCGGACUGACGACGCUCGUGAUCAGUUUGGUGGCGCCGGUUUCAAACGCGAUAUCGGGCGUGCUGUUCGUGCGGAUGGGCUACCAGGGGGUGCUGGUGCUGUCUUCGGGCAUGCUGGUGUCGGCGAUCGUGUACGGGAUCGUGUGGAUCGAAGAGACGCAGGGUGAUGGGGAGGGUCGAAAGUUGGGUUUGUGCGCCGAUGUGUUCAGUCCCAAGCACGCUUUGGAUACGUUCCAUGUGGCUUAUAAGACGUCUGAAAGGCGGCGCGUUCUGUUGCUGUUGGUUAUGGUGGUGUUGCAUCGAUCUGCUUUCGAUGGUGAAACAAGUGUCCUUUACCUUUACGUUCAAAAGGUAUUUCAAUGGACUCCGGUAGACUUUACAUACUUUUUGACAAUAAAUUCAUCCAUAUCAUUGAUUGGAAAUAUUUUAGGUUUGUACGUGUUCGUGAAAAUUUUAGACACCGGUGAUUUAAUCUUGUUAUUUCUAACCGAAAUUUCUAGGAUUAUAUCGAAUUUAAUUUACGGAUUUGCGACUAGCCCAGUGAUGUUUUACAUCGGCACCAUAACGAACGUCAUGACGAAAUUGUACAGGAUAGUAAAGAGAUCGUACGCGACAAAAAUCGUCCCAACGGGCGAUAUCGGCAAGACCCAAUCGCUUUUGGGCAUAGCCGAAGCUCUUGCACCGGCUGCAUCAGUGCCUGCAUACAAUCUUUUAUACAUGUACACUCUGAAAGCCUUUCCGGCCGCAAUAUUCUUCUUCAGUAUCACGAUCUAUUCCAUUUGCUGUGUUUUAAUAGCUUUGAUGUACGUUGAAAACAAACCAGGUCAAUUAGAAACGGUCGAGAACCAACAAGGUGCAUCUACGAUAAUUGAAACAACGCAUAUGUAAAAUAUUUUAUUUAAAUAAAUCUGUAGUUUAUUUUAUCAAUUAUUUGCUGG
Messenger RNA from Phyllotreta striolata, 2138 nucleotides. Lineage: Eukaryota; Metazoa; Arthropoda; Insecta; Coleoptera; Chrysomelidae. The record is from the annotation of a GenBank genome assembly.